UCUCACAAUGUCAGGCAUCAAAGGAACUAAAUGCAAAGCUCUAUUACGAGUUCUGGUUCCGUGGGUUUUAUUGACCAAUAUCAUCCUGGCGCUGUACUGCUUGACAAACCCAAGCCAAGUGAAACUCAGGGAGUCCCAAGAAGACACGUGCCCCCUAAACAUGGGCAAAUUACAGAAGAAAAGUUUGAUCACGCAGUCUCACUCAAAAGAGUGCUCACCUAGAACAAACAUCAUGUUUAUGAAGACACAUAAAACUGGUAGUAGCACCAUCUUAAAUAUCCUCUUCAGGUUUGGAGAAAAGCACAAGCUCAGGUUUGCGUUUCCUGAUGGGCGCAAUGACUUCUUCUACCCUUCGCCGUUCCUGUGCUCCCAGGUGAAGGACUACAGACCUGGAGAAUGUUUCAACAUUGUUUGCAACCACAUGCGCUUUGAUCAUCAAGAGGUAUCUAAGCUCCUGCCCCCAGACAGCGUGUACAUCACCAUCUUGCGUGACCCGGUGGAUCUCUUCGAGUCUUCUUUUCAUUACUACCACAGAGCAGUUCCCCUUACGUGGAAAAUCAGAGGAGAGAAUAAACUGACAGAGUUUCUGAACAGCCCUCGGGCUUUCUACAGUCCGGAGGCUUUUAACUCAUUUUACCUUAAAAAUGUGCUCUUUUUUGAUUUUGGUUUGGAUAACAACCUCGAGGCGGAUGAUCCUCGUGUCAUGAAAGAAAUUAAAAACUUAUCAAAGCGCUUUCAUCUGGUCCUCAUAGCAGAAUAUUUCGAGGAGUCUCUUAUUCUGCUGAAGGAUUUGCUCUGUUGGACAAUGGAGGACAUACUGUACUUUAAGCUUAAUGCUCGCAGGAGCUCAUCUAAGUCUCACCUGGAUGCUGAGAUGAGAGUCAAAGCCUUACAGUGGAAUGGGGCUGACUGGAAACUCUAUCAGCAUUUUAAUGCUACCCUCUGGGCCAGAGUCGAGGCUUAUGGGAGAGAAAGAAUGAAGCAGGAGGUAGAGGAGCUGAGGAGAAGAAACGCUGAGAUGAAGGACAUCUGUAUUGAAGGCGGACGUGCAGUUGAAGCACAAAAGAUUGAGAACAGCCGUUUCCUGCCCUGGCAGCCAGUUGGAGAAACUUCCAUCCUGGGUUACAACAUGAAGAAAGAUACUGAUCCGAGAUUCAGGACACUGUGUGAAAAAAUGCUCACACCUGAAAUACAGUACUUAUCAGAGCUGGGUGUAAGCCUGUGGAUAACAAGACUAUGGGGGUGGUUAAAAGAUGCUAUCUACUGA
Molecule: messenger RNA, 1267 nt
Organism: Archocentrus centrarchus (flier cichlid)
Lineage: Eukaryota; Metazoa; Chordata; Actinopteri; Cichliformes; Cichlidae
Gene: gal3st1b
Product: galactose-3-O-sulfotransferase 1b
Exons: 2
Coding region: 8-1267 (419 amino acids)
Biological process (GO): myelination; galactosylceramide biosynthetic process
Cellular component (GO): membrane
Molecular function (GO): galactosylceramide sulfotransferase activity
Source: RefSeq, a predicted model, not a curated record